Molecule: messenger RNA, 2853 nt
Organism: Cuscuta epithymum
Lineage: Eukaryota; Viridiplantae; Streptophyta; Magnoliopsida; Solanales; Convolvulaceae
Source: the annotation of a GenBank genome assembly
GCGAAUACAUCACAAAAUCGAACUCGUCCAAACAACCCCAUUAUUAUAUAUCAUUCAUCUACCUCCACAAGAACACGCCUGCAUCUACUUGUACGAAUACAGAGCAUGGCUGCACUGAACUGCUACCUGUCGGUGACCGCCGUUACUACACCCACAUCCCAGCCACGGCCGGAGCAAAAGCAGUCUAAGAUUAUACUGCCUAUGAAGUCAGAGAAAUUGUCCCCUGGGGCUACACAGGGGGGUUACGGCGGCCCAUCCACCACCACCACGCGCAGGAUGUCCUUGGGCGUCGACGAGGACCCUCUCACAUCUGAUGAUUUUAUGUGGAACAAAGAAUUCAUGGGCCAUAUGAACAAGUUCAUUCAGGACCCUUCUGAAAAUGGUUGUAAUGAUUCUGCUAACUGUUCAAAGAAAGAGACAUCUGGAUAUCUAAGCAUAAAUCGUGUAUUGAACCUUGACAAACUCGGCCCUCUAAAACACCCCACUCAUGCAAAUUGGCUCUUAGUGUGUCAUGAUUUAUUCUCAUGCCAAUAGCAUUGAACUUUUAAAAAAGCUUGGAAGUGGACUUGAGCAAAGAGCUGCUGACAUCACCUUCAAAAUCAUUGCUAGGAGAAAAAGCUCAGGAAACUCAAAAUGGCAAUCACACGUACCACAGAUGGAGACCAACACCAACAAGUCAUGAGCAAGAGAAGUGGGACAGAGCUACUAAGGCAGCAAUAGGUGGCAGUGAUGUGAUGCUCAGAGAAUUGAGGCGUCCAAACGAGGAUCCCAAAGUAAUGGCGGCUCAGUCUAUUGAGGAGUAUCUCAAGUUAAAAAACAAGCUACAGCUGCUCACCCUAGGCAUUGGCAAUAUAGGUGUUCUUUCAGCAUAUGUAUCUUAUUCUCCUGAAAUUGCAGCAAGCUAUGGUGUUGGCUUGCUUGGUUCAUUGGCAUACAUGCGCAUGCUAGGAAACAGUGUGGAAUCAAUACAACCACAGGGACCUCAAGCCAUUAUUAAAGGAGCUAUAGGGCAGCCUAGACUAUUGGUUCCUCUUGUCUUGGUUAUGAUCUAUAACCGGUGGAACAGGAUUGUGGUCCCGGAAUAUGGAUUUGUGCACCUUGAGUUGAUUCCAAUGCUGGUUGGAUUUUUCACGUACAAGAUGGCUACUUUCAUCCAAGCCAUUGAUGAUGUAAUGAGUGUUGGGAAGAAGACUCGUCAACUGUAACCAUUCUUCGCUUGGUUUUUGGAUAAUGGGUAAGAAUGAAUGUUUUGUCUUGGAAUGUUUUUAAUUGGACUAAAAUUUGUUGGUCUGAGCUUGUCUGAUAAAUGUCUGAUCUCUGUGUAUUUUAUUACAAUGAAAGUCUGGUUUGAUUUGGUUCGUUUAAGUAUGGUCUGGUCUAGGACUGAAUACACUCCAAGUACAAACAUCCUUAUUUCGAGAGGAGUUUGAUAUAGAGGUAGCUUCUGUGAGACUAUAUACGAGCUUGUUUUCAUUCAACUCAAGUUAUUAUUAUAUUUCAGUAAAAGAUCAUACUCUAUUAUAUCCCACCUGACCAGCACAUAAUACAUACAUAUAUACAUACAUAUAUAUAUAUAUACACACAUACAUACAUGUACACACACACAUACAGGAUUAUUCCUGUCCAGGCCGGUCCAGACAGGAGCCCCGUCCUACCUCCGCCGUUUGGGGAGGUUCCCGAUGGUAUUUUUUUCUUAUUUUUUUGUAUGUUCUGCAUCAAGUAUAGUUUAUCCAUACCAAAUUUCAGCUAAAAAUUCAAUCGGGAAGGCAGUCAAAUGAUUUUUGGAAGUUAAAUGUGUUUUAUAUGUAUAUAAAGGGUGCAGUUAACUUCCAAAAAUCAUUUGACUGCCUUCCUGAUUGAAUUUUUAGCUGAAAUUUGGUAUGGAUAAACUAGACUUGAUGAAGAACGCGCACAAAAAUUUUCAGCAAAAAAUACCACCGGGAACCGCCCCAAAAGACAGAGGCCGAACAGAUUUCUUGACCGGAAGAUUUCUCUCUCUCUCUCUCUCUCUAUAUAUAUAUAUAUAUAUAUAUAUAUAUAUAUAUAUAUAGGAAAAAGAUCAUGUUGGGACAGGAUGCUCUGUCUGGCCGCCUCUGUUUGAGGUAGUGCCGUAGUGCACCCAGUGGAAUUUUUUGAUUUUUUUUAGAGUGUUGUUCAUGAAGUGUAGAUUAUGUCCACCAAAUUUUAGCUAUAAAUUCAAUUGGUAAGGUAGUCAAAUAAAUUUUGAAAAUAAUUGCGUUUUAUAUGUAUAUUUUGGCACAAUUAUCUUCAAAAAUUUAUUUGAUUACCUGGAAUUUAUCAUAGAACUUACUUAGAAUUUAUCAUGCCAUAUGACAGAACAGUUGGUGCGUUUAUGAGUGUUCUUUCAUAGCAAACCAGUUAAUGAAGCCACGGCACUGCCGGAUCUGCAUAAGAUGAGAGAAAGGGUAUAUGGCCGGUUAACAUUCCCGGCAAUGGGAUAAACCUCUGCGUGUCUCGGGAUUCAGUGACUGCGAUUUGGAUUGUAGUCACUAUAAUCACUAUUGAAUUACAUUAUCCCUUUUAAAAAAAGUCACUACUUCUCACAAAUGCAACAUAUGUGCUCUACCCUUGGUCGUAUCAUCUAUGCUUAACAAAAGGCUUGAAUUUUAUGAAAAAACCAUCGUCCGUUCGUCCCAUGUAUAUGCAAUACUGUGGUCAUUGGAAGUAUUAAUACUCUGGUCACAGGAAGCAUUAAUAUAGUAGUCACUGUGGUGAAGGCCAUACAAAUCCGAGAGGGAUUGCUUUUUUUUCUUCAUCAUUUUUGGUCUUGCGAUGGACUAUAAAAAUGAAUAUAAUCUAUUCAUGAUUACGCUCCCAAUUAGUACGGGUGAU